Molecule: messenger RNA, 6191 nt
Organism: Globicephala melas (long-finned pilot whale)
Lineage: Eukaryota; Metazoa; Chordata; Mammalia; Artiodactyla; Delphinidae
Gene: DYRK1A
Product: dual specificity tyrosine phosphorylation regulated kinase 1A
Biological process (GO): peptidyl-serine phosphorylation; peptidyl-threonine phosphorylation; positive regulation of DNA-templated transcription
Cellular component (GO): nucleus
Molecular function (GO): protein serine/threonine/tyrosine kinase activity; transcription coactivator activity; protein serine/threonine kinase activity
Source: RefSeq, a predicted model, not a curated record
CGCCCGCCGGCUUGGGGCCGGGGGGCGGGAGGAGGACGUCAGCACGUCAGCCGGGGUUUUGCGUUUUGAUUGACAGUUGCUAUAGCGACCGGGUCGGUCCGUCGCCAUUUUGUUGGUUGGUUUUUUUUUAAACCCUUUCGCUUCCCGCCCGAAUAAUAAUAAAAAGCCCCAUUGGAGUGAGGCGGGGGUGGCGGCGGCAAGAGCGGCGGGGGGAUCCGGGGAGACUGCUGCCGUCGCUGCUGCUGAUCGCGGCCCGGGACGGGCUCAGGGAGCGGACACCCCGAGCGGGGGGUGCGGGCGCCGCCGCCGCCGCCGCUUCUGCUGCUGUUCCUGCUGCUGCUGUUGGUGCCGCUGCCGCCGCCGGCGAGCGGGCGGGACCGGUGUGAGUGUGAGAGAGUGUGUAUGUGAGUGAGCGUGUGCGAGGACGAGUGUGCGUGCGUGUGUGUGUGAGUGUGUGUGUCUGUCUGUCUGUGCGGGGACUCGGGGGCGGGCGGUUCGGGCUCUCCUGGCGGAGGAGCCGCCGCCGCCGCCGCCGCCGCUCGGGCCCCGGCGCUUCUCGCUGCGCAGGUUUGGAGCGCGCGCCAUUUUGUGAGAUUUACAAAAUCCUCCUCGGGAAGAAGCCACCGGCAGCGGCCGCGACUCGGCGCCCGGCCUCGCCGCCGCCGCCCUCCGCGCCGGCCCGGGCCUCGCGGCCCCGCCGCCGGGAGUCGGGGUCCGGGGACUGCGGUAUUUGCCGGGGAGGGUGCUGUCGCCUCCCCGGCCCCGGGCGCCGCUGGAACCGCGAGCCGGAGAGAGACUGAGGAGGCUGCGGCUCGGCCGCGGAGCCGGGAGCGCCGGGGGCGGAGAGAGGAGGCCGGGGCGGCGCUGGCUGCGGAGGCCGCGGCGAGAGCGCAGCGGCGAGAGCCCGAGGCAGAGACUCACCGGAGGGAACGGCGCGAGCGCCCCGCCAUCGUCCCGUGUUAUAGUUUUGCUGCUGGACUCUUCCCUCCCUUCCCCCACCCCAUCAGGAUGAUAUGAGACUUGAAAGAAGACGAUGCAUACAGGAACAGUUGCUCAGCACUGUCAGCUCCCGGAUUGCUCCUUGGGCACUAUACUGCACAUUGGCUAUACCAAGUAGAUGCUCACUUUCGCCUGAGGUGCAGGUUCAGGGAUGCUAGAAAGGACAUUGAAGUAUGCUUUGACUGACUGUCUUUCAAAAGCCACAGCUUAAUAAUCGAUUUUUACUGAACAGCAAACCAAAGUUAAACUUCAAUAUAUCUCUGGAGGAGAGACUUCAGCAUGCAAACCUUCAUCUGUUCGGCUUGCACCGUCAUUUUCAUUCCAUGCUGCUGGCCUUCAGAUGGCUGGACAGAUGCCCCAUUCACAUCAGUACAGUGACCGUCGCCAGCCAAACAUAAGUGACCAACAGGUUUCUGCCUUAUCUUAUUCUGACCAGAUUCAGCAGCCUCUAACUAACCAGGUGAUGCCUGAUAUUGUCAUGUUACAGAGGCGGAUGCCCCAAACCUUCCGUGAUCCAGCUACUGCUCCCCUGAGAAAACUUUCUGUUGACUUGAUCAAAACAUAUAAGCAUAUUAAUGAGGUUUACUAUGCAAAAAAGAAGCGAAGACACCAGCAGGGCCAGGGAGACGAUUCUAGUCAUAAGAAGGAGCGGAAGGUUUACAAUGAUGGUUAUGAUGAUGAUAACUAUGAUUAUAUUGUAAAAAACGGAGAAAAGUGGAUGGAUCGUUACGAAAUUGACUCCUUGAUAGGCAAAGGUUCCUUUGGACAGGUUGUAAAGGCGUAUGAUCGUGUGGAGCAAGAAUGGGUCGCCAUUAAAAUAAUAAAGAACAAGAAGGCUUUUCUGAAUCAAGCCCAGAUAGAAGUGCGACUUCUUGAGCUCAUGAACAAACAUGACACUGAAAUGAAAUACUACAUAGUGCAUUUAAAACGCCACUUUAUGUUUCGAAACCACCUCUGUUUAGUUUUUGAAAUGCUGUCCUACAACCUCUAUGACUUGUUGAGGAACACCAAUUUUCGAGGUGUCUCUUUGAACCUAACACGAAAGUUUGCACAGCAAAUGUGCACUGCACUGCUUUUCCUUGCGACUCCAGAACUUAGUAUCAUUCACUGUGACCUAAAACCUGAGAAUAUCCUUCUUUGUAACCCCAAACGCAGUGCAAUCAAGAUUGUUGACUUUGGCAGUUCUUGUCAGCUGGGGCAGAGGAUAUACCAAUAUAUUCAGAGUCGCUUUUAUCGGUCUCCAGAGGUGCUACUGGGAAUGCCUUAUGACCUUGCUAUCGACAUGUGGUCCCUUGGGUGUAUUUUGGUUGAAAUGCACACUGGAGAACCUCUGUUCAGUGGAGCCAAUGAGGUAGAUCAGAUGAAUAAAAUAGUGGAAGUUCUGGGUAUUCCACCUGCUCAUAUUCUUGACCAAGCACCAAAAGCAAGAAAGUUCUUUGAGAAGUUGCCAGAUGGCACUUGGAACUUAAAGAAGACCAAAGAUGGAAAACGGGAGUAUAAACCACCAGGAACCCGCAAACUUCAUAAUAUUCUCGGAGUAGAAACAGGAGGACCUGGUGGGCGUCGUGCUGGGGAAUCGGGUCAUACAGUAGCUGACUACUUGAAGUUCAAAGACCUCAUUUUAAGGAUGCUUGAUUAUGACCCCAAAACUCGAAUUCAACCUUACUAUGCCCUGCAGCACAGUUUUUUCAAGAAAACAGCUGAUGAAGGUACAAACACAAGUAAUAGCGUAUCCACGAGUCCUGCCAUGGAGCAGUCACAGUCUUCGGGCACCACCUCCAGUACAUCUUCAAGCUCAGGUGGGUCAUCGGGGACUAGCAACAGUGGGAGAGCCAGGUCGGACCCAACGCACCAGCAUCGGCACAGCGGCGGGCACUUCACAGCUGCUGUCCAGGCCAUGGACUGUGAGACACACAGUCCCCAGGUGCGUCAGCAAUUUCCUGCUCCCAUUGGUUGGUCAGGCACUGAAGCUCCUACACAAGUCACUGUUGAAACUCAUCCUGUUCAAGAAACAACCUUUCAUGUAGCCCCUCAACAGAAUGCAUUGCAUCAUCACCAUGGAAACAGUUCCCAUCAUCAUCACCACCACCACCAUCACCACCACCACCAUGGACAACAAGCCUUGGGCAACCGGACCAGGCCAAGGGUCUACAAUUCUCCAACAAAUAGCUCCUCUACCCAGGAUUCUAUGGAGGUUGGCCAUAGUCACCACUCCAUGACAUCCCUGUCUUCCUCAACUACUUCUUCCUCUACAUCUUCCUCCUCUACUGGUAAUCAAGGCAAUCAAGCCUACCAGAAUCGCCCAGUGGCUGCUAAUACCUUGGACUUUGGACAGAAUGGAGCUAUGGACGUUAAUUUAACCGUCUACUCCAAUCCCCGCCAAGAGACUGGCAUAGCUGGACAUCCAACAUACCAAUUUUCUGCUAAUACAGGUCCUGCACAUUACAUGACUGAAGGACAUCUGACAAUGAGGCAAGGGGCUGAUAGAGAAGAGUCCCCCAUGACAGGAGUUUGUGUGCAACAGAGUCCUGUAGCUAGCUCGUGACUAAAUUGAAACUUGAGUUUGUUUCUUGUGUGUUUUUAUAGAAGUGGUGUUUUUUUCCAAAAAACAAAGUGCAAAGCUGCUUGAAUCAGAAGGAGAUUAACACACUGAACCGCUACAAGAGGGCAAAGCUGACUUUUUUUUUUUUUUUUAACUUGAAAAGAUUGCAAAGGGACAAUGAAGUUUUUAAAAGAGCCAUGUCCAAACCCAUCUUCACGGAUAGCUCAGAGGUGUCCUCUUUUUGCCUCCCCCAUUUUAACUCGCCACAUCCCAGUCAUAGUGGGGUUUUUGUCUUUCUAUUCCACAGAAGUUGUUGUUCAGAUGUUGGUCUUAAUCAUUUGCCAACUAAUUUUAAAAUAAAAGGCACUGCACAUAAUUUGCAUUUUAAAGGGCCCCAUGAGGGUGUUUUUCCUUCCAUUUUUGUUUUUCCUUUUUUCCUUCCCGUUUUUGUGUUGUUUUCAUUUUGUUUAGGGUGGGGGGUGGGAAAUUUGGGGUUUUAAGUCCUCUAAACACACUUGGGCACGGAAAUGCAGUACUGUAAGGAAGAGGGACCUCCAGCUCACACAAACAUCACCUUCAGCUGUAUGGAAGGGACGGUUGUAUUGGAGUUUGUAAGGCACAGUAAGCAUGCUAAGUGGCGGGAUCAGAACUCUCCUGUCUGAACCUACUGAGGAGCAAAGCAGCAAUUGCCUGGGAUCCUGUGGGUCUCCCGUUGUUGAGGCCACAGUGAGAUAGUAAUGGAACGUGACUGGUCUCCUAACCAAGGUGCACUGAGAAGCAAUCAACGGGUCAGUUGUGGCCAGUCCUGGGGAGGUCUGAGUGGUGGUCUUUGGGAUAACCUUUGGCCUUAUGGAUUUGGACUCGAAGUUAGAAGAGCCUACCAUUUCAGAUGCAAUCACUUUUGGACAUGCUUUUGCAGACAGUCCUUAAUGCUGAAAACACAGAGAAUGGGUAAUUCAAGAGGCCUUUCUUUUAAAAUAGACUUUUGUGACCCACUAAUUGUAAGGUAUUGCAAGGUCACUUUGCGUGUGUCAUAAAGUUGACUUCCUUAUUGGUUGAAGGUCACAGAAGUAGUGGUUUGCUUUGAUGGAAAUAGCUACAGCUGUGUCCCUUCCUGCUUUUUACUUUUUCUUUUGCUUUUUCUCGGCACGUGGUAUCUCCACCAUUUCUUCUGCACAAAGAUGUCUUCUGUUCAUCCUGAACAUUUUUAAAAAAAUGCAGAAUUUUAUGUGACUGCUUUUUUGCCUCACAAUUAUGCUGUGAAUUUUACAAAAAUUUAUUUUCUUUUUUGAUAAUUUAUUGUACCAAAGCUGUUUUUAUAGCACAUAGAUGUCUGUAACCAAUAAUGUAGCAGUUCUGCACUUUGACACAAGGUGUAACUAGACCAUUUUUAAAUGUCAGUUGAAAAUUAUGGCUGUACUAUUGCUUAAACAAAACUGGAACUGUUGUUGAAUCCAUAGCCAAUACAUUUACAGCAAUCUGUGUACUGAACAUAAUAGAUUGACAUCUAACUCAAGAUUACAACAGCUGUUACAUCCUAAAUGUGUUCAGGCUUCUGAAGGUAAAGGGACACUGGAUCCAGAAGCUGUGGAACCAGCAGUUGAUUCUUGUAUUCCUGAUUAACCUACUUGUAAACUUGAAAGCAAGACCUUGAUUGCACCAACAGGUCCAAACUAUGAGCACGAGUAAAGCAAAACUUCCAUGCAUGACCCGGAAGGGAACAGGCUGGUGUCUAACAGGUGCCUAGUUUUGAGAUUGUGCUGCCUUAAUGUAACACAGUCUGGCAGUUGCUAAAUUUGUGUUCCCAUUUUAAUUUGACCAAUGUUAUGGUGUUAAACUUUUGAGCGGUUGAGUUGGGAGAAUGAAGAUUAAGGAAUUUACCUGUCCGGGAUCAAAGAAGCCUAGAAAAGAAGCAGUAAUCUACCUCUGCCGAUAACCCUGUUCAAAACAACUCAGCAGAAACACCACAUUAGUUUUUAUUGGUCAAUUCCAUGUGGCUGACUAGAUCAAUUUUUUCUGAACAAGAGCAGGUUUUUAUAUGUAAUCAGUCAGUGACAAAAGAAAAAAGGCUUAAAAUCAUGUGAAUGGAAACUUGGGAAUAUCAGUUUUUAUAAACCACAAAAUUUUUUUUUGUUGUUAAUCAGGAAAUCCAUUUUUAUUUUGUAAUUAAAUGUCAAGCCUGUGGAUGGAUUUUUGAACUCGGUAGUUCAUAAAGUUUACAGUGAAUAAAAGGACAUCAUCUUGAGUCUAGCAAUAUCAAAAGGAAUUCAGUAGUUACUGCUGUUUAGGAAUAUAAGGUGAAGAUACAUGGGUCAGAUCAUUUUCUGUGCUGGUUGCCACAUCUUAGCAAGCACCAAAAAACGAAAGCAGUUUUUAAACCGCUAUUUACAUAAAGGAAGUCAUAAAAUCCAAUGCUUCUGCAUACUGUGUUAUGUUACAGUCCAGUUUUGUGUGCUUUACUACACGGUUUGGUUACAGGACUUCUGUGCAUUGUAAACAUAAACAGCAUGGAAAAGGUUAAAUACCUGUGUGCAGAUUGUAAGAUCUGGUCCGGACUUGCUGUGUAUAUUGUAACGUUAAAUGAAAAAGAACUCCCCUUUGUAUUAUAGUCAUGCGGUCUUAUGUAUGAUAAACAGUUGAAUAAUUUGUC